UAGAGUCGUGUAGUGCAAUGCGAACGGCAGGAUGUAAAAAUCAUAAGAAAUUUAUAAAUAUGGCAUAAAUAACACUAUUAGCUUUUAUUUGUAUGUUUUCUCAGGACACAUAUUUGUAUACUUCUAGUCUUUAACUCUUUACGGUUCUUUUCCAUUUUUAGUAGCAUAUCCUAAAUAUCGGGAUUCAUUAAGAUUAUGAAAUUAUGAUUUAGCUGCACUAGAAGUCCUAGGAUUGAAAUUCUUUAAAAAUGAGUGAGAUGGAGGUCAGUGAAGCCCUGGUCUCUCUUGAGGCCUUGAUGUCAGAAUUUUUUGCACCAACAACAAGCAAUUUGAGGAAGCGUGAGAUUGAGACCAUGUUGGAAAACUUCUCCAAACACAGAGAUUCCUGGAGGCACUGUUUACUGUUUCUACAAAAAUCACAAAACCAAUAUGUCUUGAUGUUCACACUGACAACACUGGAGAACAUAAUAAACAGACAAUGGGUUAGUUUGAUGUCAGAUGAGGAGAAGACUGAAAUAAGACUGACACUCUGGAAUGAGCUUAUGGCCAAGCAUGAGGUUAUGCAGUACUUCAUCAGGAAUAAACUUGCGGCACUCAUGGUAUCAAUAGCUCGCUAUGACUGGCCUCAUCUAUACCCAGACUUCUUCAGUAACAUUGUUGAGCUUCUACGCUGUCCGGGGCGACGCUGUCUGCUGGGGCUGGUACUAGCGCAAGCAGCCAGCGAGGAGCUCGGGGCGGCGCGCGACACCGGUGUGCUGCUGCCCUCGGCGCGCCGCUGCCAGCUCGAGCGGCUCAUGCUCAAGGGCGUGCCGCAGAUGCUGGCGGCGUUGAGCGCGAUAUUAGAGAAAAAUGCUCAAAACGAGGGCCAGUCGAAUCCGCCGCCGUCGCCCACCAGCGGCAUUCCUCAAACGUCGGCGCUGCCAGACCUACUAGUCAACGCACACGAUGUUCAUACAGCUGAUAAGGCUCUGGACAUGGAGAUAGUUGUAAAAUGUCUGACGACGCUCCAGCACUUGUUUUCGUGGUUGCCGUUGUCGUCACACGUGCCUCCGACUCUAGUCACAACAGUGUUCUACUGGGGCAGCAUAGCUACUCAAACACAGAGCAAGGAGGCUGCACUAGCAGGACUGGGCGGCGUGUGCGAGCUGCUGUACCGCCGCUACGCGCCGCCGUCGUCGGGCGCCACGGCGCUGCGCCUGCACCACUGCGCGCUGCGGCUGCUGCGGCACCUCACGCACCCGCCCGUACUCACGCCGCACGAUUACCUUAACAAGCUGGCGGAGUUUUUAAAGUUGUUUAUAUCACUACAUUUCAAGAGACUAGAAGCCGAGCCCGAAUUCGAUGCUAUACAAUUCUUGUCGUAUCUGUUCCAAUUCACAUUCCAGGUGCCUGUAUGCACAAUAUUUGUAAAUUGUCUAGAUAUAUGGAUCCAAUUUAUUGAUAUUUUGAAGCCUGAAGAUACAGUUAAGUAUUGGGAAGCGCUCCGUGGCCUAGUGGAGGGUAUCCUUAACAAAAUUCAAUUCCAACACAACAAAGCUCAGCUUCAACACUUAGAUAACGAAAUUUAUGACGAUGACGGUGAGACUGAAUGGCAGACAUUCCUGAAACAUUGCAUCGAAUGUAUCGCUCGAGUGGCGGAGUUGGCGCCCCUCGACGUUUUUACUUGUGUGCUGGAGCGCUGGCAGGGCCUGGCGGGCGUGCACGCGCGCGCGGCGGGGCGCGGCGGGUGCGGUGCGGGCGGUGCGGGGGGGCCCGACGGCGAGCGCCUGCUGUGCGCGCUGCUCGACCUGGCCACGCUCACGCGCGUCGCCGGACGCCUGGCGCCGGCCUUACUCGCAGAUGCGGAGCCGUGCCGCACGGCGCACGGCGCUGAUAGCGCAGCGGCGCGUGCGGCAGCGGGCGCGGCACUAGUGGAGCGUGUGGCGGCCGCGCUGGGCGGCGCCGCGCUCACGCGCCCGCACCGCGCCGCGCACGCGCACGCACAUGCUCAUGUACAAGUCCACGCAGAGAUGUUCGCCUGCAUGGGUGCAUGGUGUGUUCACGCUGCGGCUUGCGGCGUCCCACAACACACUGUAGAGGGAUUGUUGGCCGCCGCCGUGCCUUUUCUGCUGCCCCACGAACUGCCCGAGCCGCCGCUACUGUGCCACGCGGCAGCGCACUUACUAUUGAGCCUGUCCAAGAACGUCAAGUUCACGGGCGACCCGGUGGCGCAGGCCGGCGAUCUCUUUCAGCACGCGCAGCGCUCGCUGCAUUAUCUCGAACCAAAGAGUGCAGGCGUAGUCCGCGAGGCGCUGCUGUGGCUGUGCCUGUCGCGGCUGGGGCCGGGCGGGCUGGGGCCGGGCGCGGAGGCGGCGCGCGCGCUGCUGGCGGCGUGGACGGCGCCGCUGCCGCACGCCGGCCCCGCCCUCGCGCUGCCGCCGCUCACCGCGCUGCUGCACACCAACGCGCACGCCAACACCGUGGCCAAGAAGGUGAUAGCAGAGGGCAUGGGCGGUGCGGCGGAGACGGCGCUGCGCAUGCUAUGCGAGCCGUCGUGCGCGAGCGCCGAACCCGAGAUCACGGAGUUCUUCCUCGCGUUGUUCACCGCGCUCCUGCCGCAGCUCGGUGCCUUCGCCUACACCGCCAUCGACGUAUUCCUCGACGUGGCGCAAAGGGGUGGCGGCGAGAGCGGGCUGGAGCGGCUGGUGGAGUGCGUGCGGCUGGGCGUGGAGGCGGGCGGCGGGUGCGGCGGCGGCGUGCGCGAGCCCGCCGUGCUGGCGCUGCUGCACCAGCACGCGCUGCCCCGCGCCACGCACCACGCGCCCGGCCUCGCGCGCGCCGCGCACCGCCUGCUGGCCAGUUUGCUCAUCCACCGUUGGCGCUACUUCUUCCCCACAAAGUGCGUGGGUGAGGAGGAAGAGAGACUGCAACAGUUCCGCGGCGCGCUGUCGGCGCUGGGUCGCGCUCUACUGCAACCCGACAUAGAGCUGCUCAGGAUCAACAUUAAUGCGCUGGAGACACUUAAUACCAAAUGGAAGCUAUACCACAAGCCGAUAUUCCGUUCGGAGUUCCUGGGCGAGUUCCUGUCCGUGCUGCUGGCCGGGCUGGGCGAGGGCGGCGCGCGCGCACUGCUGCGCGACGAGGCGCUCGCGGCCGCGCACGCCAUGGCCUGCGUCGACUUCAACGCCUUCCGUCUCGCCUUCCUGCCGCACUUCCUGCGAGCGCUGCCCGGCCUGCAGCCCGACCACCAGGCGCAGCUGCAGCACUUCCCGCCCGACACGGACCUACCGACGUUCACGCAAAACAUCCAACGGCUGAUGAACGACGUGAACUGCUACCGCGCGUACAGCGCGCUGUCAGGAGCCCCGCCGAGCGACAUGCUGUCCUAG
Molecule: messenger RNA, 3368 nt
Organism: Cydia strobilella
Lineage: Eukaryota; Metazoa; Arthropoda; Insecta; Lepidoptera; Tortricidae
Gene: ebo
Product: exportin-6
Exons: 21
Coding region: 249-3368 (1039 amino acids)
Biological process (GO): protein export from nucleus
Molecular function (GO): small GTPase binding; nuclear export signal receptor activity
Source: RefSeq, a predicted model, not a curated record